Monopterus albus (swamp eel) is the source of this 2148-nucleotide messenger RNA. RefSeq names its product protein Wnt-2b-A. The record is from RefSeq and is a predicted model, not a curated record. Bases 6 to 1181 code for a protein of 391 amino acids. Gene Ontology annotation, cellular component: extracellular region. The transcript is spliced from 5 exons. Gene Ontology annotation, biological process: canonical Wnt signaling pathway; multicellular organism development; neuron differentiation. Gene Ontology annotation, molecular function: cytokine activity; frizzled binding. Lineage: Eukaryota; Metazoa; Chordata; Actinopteri; Synbranchiformes; Synbranchidae.
GAACCAUGCUGGGAUUAAACAGGAUUGUGAGUAUCCGGGCAGCGCACAUUCGGAGCUGUGGUUCUCCGGGAAUCAGACUCUCAUCCCGAUCUUCUUCAUGCCAAAACCCCGGUGCCACUUCGAGGAUUUACUGUGCGUGCAUGUUGCUGCUGCUGUUGGUAACACCUCGAGCUGACUCUUCAUGGUGGUACAUUGGGGCACUUGGGGCCCGUGUGAUCUGUGACAACAUCCCAGGUUUGGUGAACAAGCAGCGGCAACUCUGCCAGCGCCACCCAGACAUCAUGCAGGCCAUUGGAGAAGGCACCAAGGAGUGGAUCAGAGAGUGCCAGCACCAGUUCAGACACCAUCGCUGGAACUGCAGCACACUGGAUCGUGACCACACUGUUUUUGGACGUGUUCUGCUACGGAGCAGUCGUGAAGCAGCCUUUGUCUACGCUAUCUCCUCUGCUGGAGUGGUGUAUGCGCUUACUCGUGCCUGCAGCCAGGGAGAGCUGAAGACAUGCAACUGUGACCCACAAAAGCGUGGACGAGCUAGUGAUAAUAGAGGAGAGUUUGACUGGGGCGGCUGUAGUGAUAAUAUCAACUAUGGGAUAAAGUUUGCCAAAGCCUUCAUAGAUGCCAAAGAGAGGACUGUCCGAGAUGCAAGGGCACGCAUGAACCUACACAACAACCGCUGUGGCAGAACAGCAGUGAAACGAUUCAUGAAACUGGAGUGUAAAUGUCACGGAGUGAGUGGGUCUUGCACGCUGCGGACAUGUUGGAUGGCCAUGUCAGACUUCAGAAAGACCGGUGACUACCUGAGGAGGAAAUACAAUGGGGCCAUUGAAGUGACAAUGAAUCAGGAUGGGAUGGGCUUAGGCGUAGCCAACAAAGCCUUCAGGAAGGCCACCAAGAAUGACUUGGUCUACUUUGAGAACUCUCCGGACUAUUGCCUACAAGACAAGGCAGCAGGUUCCCUGGGUACUGCCGGAAGGGUCUGCAAUAAGACAUCACGUGGCACAGAUGGUUGUGAGGUCAUGUGCUGUGGACGGGGCUAUGACACCAUGAGAGUUACACAAAUCACCAAGUGCGAGUGCAAAUUCAAAUGGUGCUGUGCUGUGGAGUGUAAGGACUGUGAGGAGGUUGUGGACAUACACACAUGCAAGGCCCCCAAACGAGCUGACUGGUUGGACCAGACCUGAGGGCACAUCCCUCUGCCUGCUGUAUUGCAACCCCGCCCCUUUCCCCUUUGCAGGACAUCCUGUGGAACAUGGCAUUCUGGGAAAGUCUGACCGAAAGUGCUCUGUGUCUCCGCCCUCCCCUGCCCCCAUCUCGGUUUAUCAUUGCAUGGCUUUUCUAACUGUCUCUGUGAAAGCACUAGAAUUCAGUACCCAUCAAUAUGAGUUAAUAACCAUCAGCCCCCGUUUGCGAAUGACCUUGUGGCUAAACUGCUGAGAUCAGAUGAUAAACAGUGAAACCAGUUUGAAGUUUGGGUGGAUUAGGCUUUUAUCAAAGAUUCAGUCCAGACUGUUUUUCUAGCAAGUGGUUCUGGGCUUAAAAUGGUUUGCUGCUUUGAUGAUACUUUCAAGACAAAUUUUUACAUUAACUGAGCCUACAAACAUAUCCAGUAUUAUUACUCCAUCAUAUACUUACAUAAUGUUCUUUCUUAUUUUGGGGAAAUACACUUUUAUCUACCAAAAAUAAUACUUGGUGGGACUUAGAGAAGUAGCUUGACAAGUGCACUGUGAGAAAUGAACAUCUAAGCAAGUUUGGCUCUUUGUGGCCAAACAGAAGUCCAGGCACAGGACUACCAGAGGACAUAGAGAUGGACACCAGAUGAGUAAAUGGACAGAUGUGUCACUGGAACUUUAAAUACAAUUGUUAAAAAAAAAAGCUGUUUAAAAGUGAUUUAUUUAAACUGUAAAGUGUUGUUUCAUUUGUCAUCUAUGGAUGAGACUGCACUACAUUGGUUGACAAGAGGAGAAGAGAGAACAGCACCAAAAUUAUUGUGACUACAUGGUAUUCAGUGGUUAAGAUGACGAACUGCCGAUGAGAAGAAGAAGAAGAAGAAGAAGAAGAAGAAAAAGAAGCAGCAGUCUUGGAUGUUCAUUCAGUCGCAUGUAACCAUAGUAUUGGACAAAUAUCAUUUCUCUUCUCCCCAGCUUGCUU